Cooperia oncophora is the source of this 1398-nucleotide messenger RNA. NCBI's taxonomy places the organism in Eukaryota, Metazoa, Nematoda, Chromadorea, Rhabditida, Trichostrongylidae. The record is from the annotation of a GenBank genome assembly.
AUGUCAAUCACGGGUUUUGUAUUGCGUUUGCGACCGUGGACUUCGGCCGAAACGUGCGAUUUCUUCAAAGUAUGGAUUAUUGUUAUUGGAUCAAUUCUUAUGCAGUAUGUAGACACAUCCGUGGUGUAUCACCAAGUUCGUGGUCAAGGGGUUAUAAAACUGUACAUCUUCUACAACAUGUUAGAGGUGGCUGAUAAACUUUUCAGUAGUUUAGGACAGGACAUCCUCGACGCGUUAUUUUGGACUGCAGAUGAGCCAAAGACUUUCAAAAGUGCCAUAAGAACACUGUGCCAUUUUGGAUUUGCACUGUCAUAUGCCUCUAUACAUACGUUCCUAGUCCUUUUGCAGGCAACGACUUUGAACGUCGCCUUCAAUUCGCACAACCAAGCUCUAUUGGCUAUAAUGAUGUCGAAUAAUUUUCGCUCGAACUUAAAGGAUCAGUCUUUUAAGAGUUCUGCAAAAGGCGAAAGACGGCAGGCAAGAGUGGGAACCGCCUUACCAUUAGAAGUUCAAGCAAGCGACUUUACCUCUCACAUUUCUAGUGAUGUCCGUGAGCGUUUUCACAUAAUUGCACUUCUGUUUGUUGUGAUGGUUCGCAAUAUGGUCGCCGUGAAUUGGAGUAGUGAGCAUCUGCGAGAAAUGAUGCCCGAUAUUCUCAUGGUUAUCGGAGCAGAACUGUUAGUUGAUUGGUUGAAGCAUGCCUUCAUUACGAAAUUCAAUGAAAUAAACGCAGAGGUUUAUAGAGAUUUCACGAUUACUAUAGCCUAUGACGUGGUUAGGAGCCGUGAUUCGUCUGCCUUUAGUGACUACUCCGAUCAGGUCUCUCGACGAAUGGGAUUUAUCCCUAUUCCGCUGUCUAUAAUGCUUAUAAGGGUGCUCAGUCAGACGUUUUCUCUCCAGAACAAGACCAGCAUAGUCAUAUGUGUUAUCGCAUGGCUGCUCAUGGUGGCUAUAAAAAUAUGCAAUGGUAUAGUCCUUUUGGGCAAGGCUUGCGCCCAUGUUAUGGCUUAUAAAGAGCUUCAGGCACGUGCUGAAUACGAUCUAUACCGCAAGCGAAUGGUUGAAAAGAAAAGUAAGAGUGCCCCGAGCUCACCUAGGAUAAGCCUGAUAGACUUCUCGGAUGUUCUGCACCAGACAGCUGGCGUCAAAGGUUACACUAUAUCUGAUCUGAUAUGUCAAUGGGAAGAUUUGGAGACGAUCAGCCAACGACGAAGCAGCGAACGUGAGCGUGAGGAGCGGCCACCACGAAGAACACAAAGUCUGGCACAUAUGACACGUGCUUCUCAAUGCAGUCCGAAGAAGAAAGUAGCUACAUCAUCGACUAGUUGUGAUGUGCUGGCUGAUGUUACGGCGUACACUAUGCUCCCACCCGAACAAGGUGUUGAACGGAUAGAAUGA